GAGCUGAGCUGAGACGCCGGCCCACGCGCGCCCCUAGCUCUAUGCGUGUGUGGUGUGCGCGUGCGCAGCAUGACACGGGGAAAUGGCGGCUUCUACCACCUCUUCUACAGCUCCCACCACGGCGGCAGCAGCCAAGACGACGACUGUGAAAAAGCAGGUAGAGCAAGGACUGUGCGGAUGGGCCGUGGUCCUUCAGUGAACAUGGGAAGAAAUGUGAGGCUAAACUGAAGUCUAGCCCCUAUGACCUCGAAUGUUGGAAUGUACUUGUCAGAGAGGCCCAGAGUACGUCUCUACUUCGUGCACGCAUGUUGUAUGAGCGACUAGUGACACAGUUCCCGACUUCAGGCCGGUACUGGAGACUGUACAUUGAACAUGAGGUCAAUGCUUUUAGGAGUGUAUGGUGUAGUUUGUUUGUGUUAAUGAUUGGUAUAAACAGUUGGAGAAAGAGCAUGUCUGUGCUAAAACCCUGUGCAUCGUUAGACGUAGUGUCAUGGGCCAGAUCAUGUAUCCCCAGUAAUCUGCCAAACAGAAAGGUGUUCACAGCACUACAAUCUGACAGAUCUGUUACUAACAACAGCAGUGGUGAAACUGUAAAUCAAUCAACCUGUCGAGUACACCCCCAACUCAUGAAAGAUAAUGUUUAAUGUAUCUCCGUUCUUCACUGGAAUAGUAUUGUUCUGCAUGUUCUUGAAGCAGGAGCUCAGAGGAGCACUUGUAAAAUUCGACACUUUCCGGGAAGUAGAACUAGGUAUUGGAAAACUGCAGAUGGGGGAAACAUAUUUAUAGUCAUUGGUGAUAACACAGCAGGGGAGAAUCUAUUUUGUAUGAAGUUGAGAAGUUUUUGGAUCUUACACUAUUACACAGUAACAACAUUAUGUACAUUAACGUAUGUGUAGUAGGUGCCUGUCAAAUCACCUUCAAAUUUUACAUACUUAAACAAAAAUAGCGGCUAUUAAGUAACGUUCAAAUGGAGUUUGCAACCCCCUUCAAGUUACUGGUUUUAAACACAUUUGUGCUAAGUUAUGGCUGUGCUAUUUGUUGCCGACUGCUCUUUCUCCAUGAUACUUCCACAGUGUCUUCUCUAUACGUACAUAACUGUUUUGAUAGUACAACAUUUUGAUUGUUGAUGUAUUAUAUUUUAAUCUCUGAUGAUUUGCAUGCUGCAUGACUACAAUCAGAGCAUGUGAGCAUGAUAAUCAAGCAUGGCUUUGGCGGUGUUUCUUCUGUCUCACGUGGCUAUAAAUGGACUCAGCGCAUGCUCAUAUGCACUCUCACUUCGUUAUCAUCAUAUACAAUCUAUGUGUCAGGUCAUGUUGCUUGUGUUUGUAAUGUCAUUCAUCAUGAUGAUAAUAUUGUUUCCUCUCUGACACUAUAGAUGAGAAACCGUAAUUAUGAGCAGGUGGAGGAGGUAAAUCGCUACCAUGUAGUAGUUUUGCAUGGUGCCACUGUUACGGCAUUGUGCCGUGAUGCAAACACUCUUUAUCAAACUACGUGCAAUUCCAAAUAAUAAAGGUCGUCACCAAUAAAUCAGAGGGCAUGCCCAAACUUGUGACUUCAGUUUACUCUGCUGUCGUUUAUUAGUGACACAAUAAUCAAGCCAUGACUUUGUAACAUCAUUUUAAGACUCAGACUAUGACUAGGAGCAUUGAUUGUGAUGAUUUUGUGGAGAUAUUGCGUAACUGGGUGGCACGAAAAGCACUCAGCCAAAUUAAUUGGCGAUCAAAGCAAAGCCUACCUAGUUCUCUUGAUAUGUGAUUUCCGAUCAUGGCCCACUGUUGGACAUACCGUAAUCUUUUACCAAUGAAGAAACGGAAUUGAAAUUUUGCAAUGGUGUGUGUUGCGUGCAUGUUAGUUUCUCUAUCAUUCGCUCGCCAAAAAUCGCAUUGCUACUUUAAUGGUAAUAAGCGAAGAUCUGACACUGCACUCAAGCCAAUCAGCCACCUGUAUCUAUAACAUAGAUGCAGACAAAGUGAGUGCUUGUAGGCCCUCACCUAUCAUUUGCCAGUGAGGGAAAAGAUUGCAACUGUGAAACACAAGAAGUAUUGUGUUUGCGCAGCCUUUUCAAUGCUUAAAUCUCCUUUCGUCUAUACUCAAGCUAUUCCAGCGUUGUCUGAUGAAGAUCCUUAACAUUGAUCUGUGGAAGUGCUACGUCACGUAUGUACGAGAAACAAAGUCUUCUCUGCCCAACUUCAGGGUAAAGAUGAAGCAGGCAUAUGACUUUGCUGUUGAACAUGUUGGUAUAGACUUCCACUCCACCACACUCUGGGCUGAUUACAUCAAUUUUCUCAAAUCUGAGGCAACUAGUGGCUCAUAUGCAGAAACACAAAAAACGAACGCUAUACGCAAAGCUUAUCACCAAGUUGUCAUGACUCCCCUCAUGAACAUUGAACAAAUGUGGAGGGACUAUUGCAAUUUUGAACAGAUGUCGUCCAAGGCUGCAGCAAAGCGAAACAUUGACGCUGUGAGUAGAACGUAUGUCCAUUCUAAAAGAGCCUCUGCUGAGCUAGAGAGCUGCACAAGAGGUCUUAUCCGAGGAGCCACAUCUGUACCCUUACUGGGAACAGUGCAAGAGAUUCAGCAGUUGAAGAUCUGGAAGCAGUUCAUAGCAUGGGAGAAGAGAAAUCCAACUCGUACUGAAAGCAAUGCCCUACUUGUCAAAAGAGUUCUCUAUGCCUAUGAGCAAUGCUUACUGUGUUACAGUCACUGUGCUGAAAUCUGGUAUGAAGCAGCCCUAUAUCUGCAGAGGGCCAGUGAGACAGGGAACACUCAGUUCAAGGAGCGCUGGGCCGAGGAGGCAGCUAUGCUGUACGAGCGUGCCACUACUAUUUCACUGUCCAACAGUCCCCUGCUGCAUUUUGCCUUUGCAGACUUUGAGGAGUCGCGCCUGAAAUUUGACAAAGCUGAAGCCAUAUACAAAAAACUACUGGAGAAAAAGGAUAUUCAGCCCACACUGGUAUUUGUACAGUACAUGAAGUUCAGUCGCAGAACUGAGGGCAUCAAGGCAGCUAGGAACGUGUUCAAGCAGGCACGGGAAGAUCCUAGGUGUAGUCAUCAGAUCUAUGUUGCCGCAGCACUCAUGGAGUACAACAUCAGCAAGGACAAGGCGAUAGCAUACAAAAUAUUUGAGUUGGGUUUGAAGAAGUUUGCAGAUGAUCCAACAUAUGUGCUGGCAUACUUGGAUCACCUCUCUCACCUCAACGAGGACAACAAUACUCGUGUACUGUUUGAAAAGGUACUAGCUACAAUGCCAGCUGAAAAAACAAAGGAGGUGUGGGACAAGUAUGUGGAGUUUGAGUCCAAUGUAGGGGAUUUAGCCUCACUGCUCAAGGUGGAAAAGAAAAGAGCUGCUUCCAUGAGAGGCAAUUCUAAAAUGGAUCCAUCACAGUGCCGUGAAGCCUUGCUCCUGGUGGACCGCUAUAGUUACCUGGGGCUAAUUCCUUGCUCAGAGACCGAACUCAAAGUCAUGGAACAUCCUUGUGCAGCAAAGGUAGACCUGGAGCCUGCUAGUGGUAGUAGUGGGCUACAGAGCACCAGAGCUAAGGACACAAUUGCCGAAACAUCUCUCUCUGGUAACAUAUCGAGACCAGACACCUCUCACAUGCUCCCUUUCAGACCUUCAGCCACAUCAGGAGUUGGAAUGAAUGCAGUUCCUGGUGGUCAUUUCCCCCUGCCAUCUGAAGUAGCUUACUUGAUGUCCAGAAUACCACCUCCUCAGUGCUUCAAUGGUCCUUUUGUCAACUUGAAUGAGCUAGUACACCUCAUAAAGACGUCGGAUCUUCCAAGCUCCCUUGCCCCAGGGCCCCCGGAUCGUCCAGGGAAAAAAAGGAGAGCAGAGGGCCGAGAUGACAGUGAUGAUGAAACACAGUCUAGUACAGCCCCUCCAACCAAUGACAUUUACAGGGCACGGCAGCAAAAACGGGCCCACACUGUAAAUAGCAGUUAGAAUGCAAACUCAUAGAUCAACCACCUUUUUUAUUUUAUUUUGUUUGGCCUUGUAUUAUGAAAAUAGGUAAUUUUGUGCUGUGCCAAUGCUGGCAUGCAUAUUCGACCACCAUUAUUGCAAUGCAGUACUAUUAUGCCUCGCCACGUGUGUAUAUAUGUUCUGCACUCCAUGAAGAAGUGAUCGGCUAUCAAUGCAAGCCCACCUAGAAGUGUGAAUGCGGGAUUUAUCCU
Geodia barretti is the source of this 4173-nucleotide messenger RNA. Lineage: Eukaryota; Metazoa; Porifera; Demospongiae; Tetractinellida; Geodiidae. The record is from the annotation of a GenBank genome assembly.